GUAGGAUGGGCUUCUUGGAAUAUGUAUACGAAUAUGCUGUUCAUAGGUUGUACUCUUGUCCUAUUCGAAGGACAUCCUUAUUUCCUCAGCCCAACUUUUCUAUGGGAUAUGGUUGAUGAACUGGAAAUUUCUCAUCUUUUGCUCACACCCAGUAUACUCGACGACUUGGAAAAGAAAGGUUACAUACCAACAGAGAAACAUAGUUUAAAUUCUCUUCAAGUCAUUAUGAGUGGUGGAACAGUCGUCAGACCUCAAAACUUUGAUUUCUGUAGAAAAUUAAAAAAGGGUAUACGUAUUUUUGCCAUUUAUGGUUGUACAGAGGUGAUGGGGCCCAGCAUGUGGCAUGACCCUUCUUUACCUAUUUACAAAUGCGAAGUUCCAACUGCAUCUUUAGGUACUGAUAUUCAGUGUUUGGACGAGAAAGGUAAAUCUGUAAUAGGUGAGCCUGGAGAAAUUGUGAUAAUGAAACCUGUACCUUCCUUGGCUUUGGGCUUAUGGGGUGACGAAGAUCGUUCUGUGUUUAAGGAAAAGUAUUUUUCAAAGUUUCCAGGAGUGUUCGCAGUAGGAGACACAGGUAUUAUAAACCCUAUAACGAAGGGCUUCAUUAUCUGCGGAAGAAGGUGAGCCAUGUUAA
Messenger RNA from Stegodyphus dumicola, 634 nucleotides. Its product is annotated as acetoacetyl-CoA synthetase-like. Gene Ontology annotation, biological process: lipid metabolic process. Gene Ontology annotation, molecular function: acetoacetate-CoA ligase activity. The record is from RefSeq and is a predicted model, not a curated record. Lineage: Eukaryota; Metazoa; Arthropoda; Arachnida; Araneae; Eresidae.